Musa acuminata subsp. malaccensis (wild Malaysian banana) is the source of this 713-nucleotide messenger RNA. RefSeq names its product ubiquitin-conjugating enzyme E2 variant 1C. NCBI's taxonomy places the organism in Eukaryota, Viridiplantae, Streptophyta, Magnoliopsida, Zingiberales, Musaceae. Gene Ontology annotation, cellular component: nucleus. Gene Ontology annotation, biological process: protein K63-linked ubiquitination; DNA damage tolerance. The record is from RefSeq and is a predicted model, not a curated record.
CCUCUCGUUCUUUAGUGCUACUCCCACCGCCCACCUCCGUCUCCCUCCACAUUCGUGGUGUUGGUGAGGAGGGAUGACGAUCGGCACCGGGAGAUCGAGCGUCGUGGUACCUCGAAACUUUCGACUGCUGGAAGAGCUCGAACGUGGUGAGAAGGGCAUCGGGGAUGGCACGGUGAGUUAUGGAAUGGACGAUGGAGACGACAUCUACAUGCGGUCUUGGACUGGGACGAUCGUCGGCCCGCACAACUCUGUGCACGAAGGCAGAAUCUACCAGUUGAAGCUCUUCUGUGAUAAAGAUUACCCGGAUAAGCCCCCGAGUGUUCGCUUCCAUUCCAGGAUCAACCUGACUUGUGUCAACCAUGAAACCGGAGCGGUGGAAGCGAGGAAGUUUGACAUGCUAGCCAAUUGGCAGAGAGAGUACACGAUGGAGGACAUACUGACCCAGCUGAAGAAGGAGAUGGCGGCGCCACACAGCCGAAAGCUCGUCCAGCCUCCCGAAGGCACCUUCUUCGAGUAGGUCACGAGGUUCCUACGUUAGGUACGUGAGAGUAUCGAUGCCUGAACACAUCGUACUGUGUUUUGGCAGACUGCACUGUAAGCCUGACAGACUGAUGGGACCGCUCGAGUGCAUGACGAGUACUACUAAUUACUACUUCGUGCUGUCGUUUGCUUAUGAUUAAUCUACAUUAGCAGUGAAUGCUUGUUGCUUGGAA